Ochlerotatus camptorhynchus is the source of this 954-nucleotide messenger RNA. Its product is annotated as alpha-tocopherol transfer protein-like. The coding region runs from base 60 to 920 and encodes 286 amino acids. Gene Ontology annotation, cellular component: membrane. Gene Ontology annotation, molecular function: phosphatidylinositol bisphosphate binding. NCBI's taxonomy places the organism in Eukaryota, Metazoa, Arthropoda, Insecta, Diptera, Culicidae. The record is from RefSeq and is a predicted model, not a curated record. The transcript has 3 exons.
AAUAGCACUCAAGCCCAGUGGCGUAGAUUCAGUCAGAGUGCUAGUUCCAGACCACAAAGAUGUCCGCUCCGUUUGAUCUUGAACUCGGUCCACCGAGUGCCGAACUGCUGGAGGUUGCCCGCCAGGAGCUGCGAGAAACUCCGGAAGUUCGUGCCGCAGCCAUCGAAGAGCUACGAAAGCUGCUGCACGCCACAAGUGAUUUGAAUUUCCCCGAUGAUGACGAGUUCCUGCUGUUCUAUCUGAGGCCUAGUCACUUUUACGUGGAAAGUGCUCUUAAAUUGAUGCGCAAUGUGGCUGAGUUCCAGAAAAGCUACCACGACCUGUUGCAUAACCUGAUGCCGGCAGACCUGAAGAAUGAGAUCACCAACUAUAACCUGGUGACGGUGUUAACAAACCGUGACCAGAAGGGUCGCCGAAUGGUCGUCGUUCGAAUGGGUGACGUUUGGGACCCGAAGGCCGUUCACGAGGACAAAAUCUUCGGAAUUCUGUACACGAUCCACAAGUUGGCCAUCAUGGAACCGGCUACGCAGAUCAACGGAAUUGUGGUCAUUUACGACUUUGCGGGGCUUGGCAUGAAGCAGGUCAAGGGCAUGUCACCUAGCGGUACCAAGCGGCUGUUGGCCUUCAUUCAAGAGGCUGCUCCCGUGAGAAUGAAGGCAGUCCACUUUGUCAAUGAACCAAUGCUGUUCAAUAUGGUGUGGGCAUUGAUGAAGCCCUUCGUCAAGGAAAAGCUGAAGAAUAGGAUGUACUUCCACGGUGAGGAUAGGAAGAAACUGCAUAAGCACAUCGAUGCCGAUUGUCUACCACCAAGCUACGGUGGAACUCUGUCGGAACUGACCUAUGGAUCCAAGGAAUGGUAUCCCGCGAUGGAAAAGUACAACGAUGCUAUCAAGAAGUUCAACUCAGCUGGAUUUAAGUGAAAUCAUGACAAUGUAGAUUAAUAAAUCAUUAUAC